GGGGAGACGAUGGACAGCUUCAACUGGGGGGUGCGGAGACGCUCCAUGGAUAGCCUGGACAGGAGUGACCUGGUGCCCCUGGACAACAACGAGCUGUCCAGCAGCAGGCCCAGCCUAGGCCAGUUCACCCACCAGGACUCAGAGGAAUCCUCAGAGGAAGAGUCCAUCACUGCCAGCCAGAUCCUCUCUCACUCCCAGGUGGUACGUCUCUCUAACCAUAGACCUAGGAUCAGAUUACCAUACCCCCCCAAUCCUAACCUUAACUAUUGGGGGGGGGAUUAAAUCAUAUCUGACCCUGUAUCAGCGGUUACAAUUGCUAGGACACAUGCUCAGCUGCUCUGUGCUUAUCUCAUACAUUCUGCUCAAAUACUUUGUGUUUAUACUUUAUGUAUUGUGAGAUGGUUUUCUCUGCUCUCACAACAGUUGCUUCGCGCAUGAUGUCCUGACAAGCAGGUCUGGGUUCAAGUAGUAUUUGUUUUCUUCCAAAUACUUCAAGCUCAGUCGAGUUCACAUGGUGCCAUGGAACCAAUGGAAUAGUUCCAAAAGUGAAAACCUCGCCCGAACGCUCAAUCCAAAUAUUUGAGAGAAAGCGAAUACUAUUUGAACCCGGGUCUGAUGAUUAGACAGGAGGAGGACUCUGAGCUGUACCUUUGUCUCGUUUCAGAUUGUGAAUCUCUCCCCCACCGAGGUCAAUCAACUGGACUCUCUGUACACCUCCCUCGACAACUCGGCCGCUGACCCUCCUCUUCCCCCUCUGCACACCCGAACUUCCAGUUUCGAGGUCUCGCUGGCAGAGAACUCAAUGCUGAGGGUGAAUAAGGACUUCUGAGUGUCUGAGAUAUGGGCGCCCACUCACUCCUAUUCCUUCUGCUAACGCUGCCGCCAAAUAAAUAAAAAAUAUCCUCUCCUUUCGCAGUUAGAUUUUAGGCAUAAGUGUUGAUGUAUUAUAAGUAUAAGGUAUUAUGUGUAUGUCUCUGUGAAUCUUCAAGAUUUUCUCCAGAGAGGAUAUGGCAGGACCCAGUCUUUCAUAGAGCUUCUAGUCAGCUGCAUGUCACAGCAAAAUCUUCUAAUACCUGUUCUAACACCUUUAUCUAAUUUGUUGGGUCAUGGGCUGGUUGGUGCUGCAAAUGCUUCCGUUUAUACUAUUCUCUACUAUCUUUUGAGGAAUAGGAUUGCUGUGUUCUUGGGGUUUUGCGGUUGUAUGGUAGCAAGGUUUAAACUUGAAGGCAAUGUGUAGACCUAUUCCUUGUCGGUUGGGGGGGAGGUGAAUGAAGGUUUACACAUUGACUGUCUUAACACGAGUGUUUAUGGCCAGACUCCUAACAUUUCAUUUGAAACAAUUGGUAUAAUUUGUACACACUUGUGAAAACAUAACCAAAUUUGAAAGAAACACAGCGUGCUGCUUUGUCCAUUAGAAAGGUCAGUUUGCAGAUAUUUUAUUCCUAAUACUGUACUUUCAGAAAAUGUCUUACCUUACCUUUCCUAGGAGGAAAGUGUCAUAAUUCUGAGAAUUUUCUAAGAAGUAAUUCACAUCAUUAAGCAAUGUUAUGAAUAUGCCCCCAGAAGCACAUCAUCAAGUAUAUUUGAGUGUAUAUAAUAAAAAUAAUGGAUUCAUGGAGUGCUUUUACACUGAGGUGCUCUCAGUGAUUUACCGUCACUCACUGCAUUCCGUCAGUAGAACACCAUCAGUGUUGUAUUAAAUUACAUAGACCAGUGUUUCCCAAACCUGUCCUCAAGUACCUACAGCCAGUUUCGUGGUACUGGAAUAGAUCGAAUUGGCUGGGGGUACUACACUGAGGCUGUGUCCCAAAUAGCACCCUAUUCCCUAUAUAGUGCACUGCUUUUGACCAGAGCCCUAUGGGCCCUAGUCAAAGUAGUGCACUACAUAGGGAAUAGGGUGCCAUUUGGGACACAACCUGAUAUUGACCAUCUGAUGCCAGCACUUCGAGUAAGUCCCUCCCUCCUUUCUUCUCUCCCUCUAGGCUGAGGCAUCAGUAGAAGACGAGGACACGAACAUCCAUGAGGAUGACCUAUCCCUGUCCAUCAGUGACCUCCCGCCGGGGUUUACCUGCAGCGGCGACAGCUUCAGCCUGGAAAAUCUAGCUCCAGGAGACUACCGAGGAGAACUGGACUUGGACUUCAGCUGUCUGCCCAGGUACAUAGCACUGUUCAGGUCAGUUAGAAGAAAACGUGGUUAAUGAAAGUGUUUAUAGUUCAUUUUUGUGAAUAAGCCAUUACAAACGCUUAUAAACGUGUUUAUAAGUGCUUUAUACAUUAUUAUACAUUUUAGGCCAAUAAAUGCUUAUGAAUUGUAAUGGAAUUGAUCAUAAAGUUUGAUCAUGAAAGUCUCAUCAAACCUGCAAUAGUGCUUUUGUCAGUAUUUAUACCCUUUUCAUACUACUGAAUGUGAAAAUAAUAUUAUGUAAGCCAGCACAAUAUGGUUCUGGUCAGCAUGAUAGUCUGAAAAGUGUUUUAAAGUGCUGCUAUUUCUUCAUGUGUGUUCUGAUUGAUGUGUAUGCCUGGUCUCCCCCACCAGUCUCAGUGAGGAGGAGAGAGACGAGUUGAUGGAGUCUCGUUCUUCCCCUCCUCCGUCACCCUUCUUCUCGGCCAUCCUGGCUGCGUUCCAGCCGGCGGUGUGCGAUGACGCCGAGGAGGCGUGGCGGAGGCACAUCAACCAGCUGGUGUCCGACUCAGAUGGCUCCUGCGCCAUCUACACCUUCCACGUCUUCUCCUCCUUCUUCCAGGUAGAUAGUAGAUUCACAUCGCUCACUACCUGUGCUCUCCCCCCU
Coregonus sp. 'balchen' is the source of this 2789-nucleotide messenger RNA. The record is from the annotation of a GenBank genome assembly. NCBI's taxonomy places the organism in Eukaryota, Metazoa, Chordata, Actinopteri, Salmoniformes, Salmonidae.